Podarcis lilfordi (Lilford's wall lizard) is the source of this 15392-nucleotide messenger RNA. NCBI's taxonomy places the organism in Eukaryota, Metazoa, Chordata, Lepidosauria, Squamata, Lacertidae. The record is from the annotation of a GenBank genome assembly.
AAGACGUCCCAGCAGAGAGGGGAGGGUGGUGACAAAGGUGCUUUCACUGUCUGCUGCCCAGGUGCUCACUGAUUGGACAAAAAGUCCUGAAUUGCAGGGGGUUGUAACUAGAUGACCCUGGCGUCCCUUCCAAGGCUGUGAUUCUGAUUCAAUGAUUUCACAACUUCCAAGGCCACUCAUGCUCUCCAGACUUGGACUGGACAGCCCUCCAAAGAGAGAAUUUUUUCAAAUGGGGGGCUGUGCCGCUGACAGCCCAUCAAACAGAGGACCAUUUUCUGCAAAGCAAGACAAGUUGCCUGCCCACCCCCAUAAAUACGAAUUCAUAAUUUUUUUCCCCUCUUUUGUAUUGGGUCUAUUACAUUGUCAGCCUGCAGGCAAAGACUUCCUUGGCUUUUAAUUAAUCUCUUUACGGUGCUUAGGGGGAAGAAAUAGCUGCUUUGUAAGCGAGUGACAACAACAAUACUAAUAGAUGCUCAUGGUCCUUUUGGGAUGUUGGUGAAAAGCUUCUUGUGAUUGACAGGAGCAUUCUGAGGCAGUUAAGAGGCAGUUAGGAGAGGCAGUUAGAGGAUGGGGAGUUAAGAUUAGGGUGAGAGAGAAAAGGACACUGGAAGAGAGUCUUCUCAGUUGAUAGUCUAUAAAUGUAUAUUGAUUGUUAUUAUUAGCAUGCCAUGGGGAUUAUUGUUUAAUAAGAUAAUGUACAGUUAAAUAAUAUCCACAAGAUUUUACCUUAAUCGGAUUUGCCUCUUUCACGUGUGAUUGCUGAACCUUUAAUUUUCCAGUGAUUUCCUAGUACCAGGGAAUACAUUCCUCUUUACCCUGUCCCUCCUUUAUUUCGUCCUUCCUCAGUUUAUCCGCUGUGCUGGGGGCACUGCUAUUCUUUCCCUCCGUAACUUUAUUUAAGCACUUGUUGGUUUUGUAUCCUGGUCCACAGACAUCCCAAAAGAAUUUUAAUCAGAGUCAUGUUGACUUGUGCGGACUUAUUUCAGCGGGGUCUUUACAGGUUGCCAAAUUCAAAAAUGGGAAGGGAGGGAUUAUCACCCAUAAAUUACUUUUAAAAAACGCUGAAAGCUACUACCUUAAAUGUACUGUAAGGUUUUGCGUUUCCUUGCCACCAUUUAAGUCAAGUGCCUAUAAUAAAUAUGUUGCUUUCUAAACGAUACAAACCCAUACUGCUUUCUAAACCUAUACAUGCGCAAACAAUCCCAAAGUCUCUGGGUUCAUCCACUCAGUUUCUAAUCCCUAUGGGCCCUUUUUCUUCCAAAACACCACAACUUCCCGCAUCCCAGGCACAUAAACACACUCUCUCUCCUCCCUUCCCUGCCUCACAAUCAUCUACGAUCUGAGGUAAAGCUGUGCCACCCGCAAUCCCAUUUCUCCCCCUUCCUGUGCCCUCAGUAGAGCUGGAAAUCAUGAGCUUUGACCUUUUUCUUUAUUUUAAUACAUUUAUAUCCAACCUUUUCUGCAAGGAACUCAAGGUGCCAUACACAUUUCCCCAUUUUAGCCUCUCUUGACAACACUGUGAGGUAGGUUAGGAUAAAGUAGGCUUUGUGGGGUUUUGAACCCAGGUCCUAGUCCGAAACUCUAACCACUACAACCACACUGACUCUUAAACCCAGUAGAAGUACAAACUGGAGAAUUGUUUGUGUCCUCCCUUGCUGAAGUCCUAUGCCCAAUAUGAGAGAGAAUUAUUUGAAGUAUUCCUUUUAAAGCCUGUACAAUCCAGAGGGAUCCAGAAACCAGAGGUAUUAGAUCUUUGAUUUUAAAUGAGAUAAACACCUCAUAAGGCUUUUUAUCGGUCUGUGAGUGCUGCAUUCAGUUAGAAAUGUUAGGCUUGGAAGUUGUUAAAACAGAUUAAGAGCAAGCAGACAGCUUCCUCAUAUAAAACUGAUAUCAUCUUCCCAAAGUGCUGGGGGUUUUUUCCCCCCUAAUAGGGCACAUGAGGCACAAUGCUAUCAAAAUCACUUAAUUCUCUUCCAAUUUCUGAGAGAGGGAAGCAUUUACUGAACUGCACCACUGAAAACAAUGGCAUUUCAAUGUGCUUCUUAACUGUGGCUGAAUGGUGCCCAUUGCAUUUUUCAGAAUAAUAACAAUUUAUUAUUUAUAUGCCACCCAUCUGACUGGGUUACCCCAACCACUCUGGGCGGCUUCCAACAAAUUAAAAUGCAAUACAACAGCAAACAUUUAAAAGGGAAAGCAUCAUAGAUGCCAGACACUGGAGAGGCCUGUCAGGAGUAAACAUGGACCACUGGUGUCAAAAAGUAUGGGGAAACAGCCUUACUAGAAAAACUAACCAAUAAACUAAAACUGACACAGGGACAAAUAGAAGAAGACAUCUUCACCCCAGUAUGGCUCCCCUUUAUCACAUGCACAACCCAACAAGACAAGAAGAAUCAGCCAACAGCAUAUGAAUCAAUAUGGCUAGCGUGACCCAAAAAUCCACACUCACACACUUAAACACACCUCACUACAGCCAGCCAAAGACAACCAACCACCGCCUUCAGCCACCCCCAACCUCUCUCCCCACCAAGGAAAUAUAACAAGCAAAUAGAAAGGGAAUCCACACAAGUAACCCUGACACAAAACCCCACACAUACACUUAGUAGAAUAAUAUUGCAUGCAACACUAAUGUCUCACAACCAAUGAAACUGAUUUGUAGAAAACACAACUUGAAAAAAGAGACCACGCACGUAUUUUUGUAAACUAAGAAAUCUUUAAUAAAAAAUAUUUUAAAAAAAACAUUUUAAAAAGAAAAGGGGCAUGUCUCUGAUGUUCAAAAGCAGUCUAGGGUACAAAGGUUUAGGUGGGAAUUUAUUUGUGUCACUGUAUUAAAAUAUACGCCCCACUGUGACGCUGUGGUCUAAACCACAGAGCCUAGGGCUUGCCGAUCAGAAGGUCGGCGGUUCGAAUCCCCGCGCCGGGGUGAGCUCCCGUUGCUCGGUCCCUGCUCCUGCCAACCUAGCAGUUCAAAAGCACGUCAAAGUGCAAAUAGAUAAAUAGAUACCGCUCCAGCGGGAAGGUAAACGGCUUUUCCGUGCACUGCUCUGGUUCACCAGAAGUGGCUUAGUCAUGCUGGCCACAUGACCCGGGAGCUGUACGCCGGCUCCCUCGGCCAGUAAAGCAAGAUGAGCGCCGCAACCCCAGAGUCGGCCACGACUGGACGUAACAGUCAGGGGUCCCCUUUACCUUUACCUUUUCUCUUCCACUCUGGAACCCCCAAGAUGGCUCAUAGUCUAAAUAAAACUACAAGUCCCAUACAGUUCCAUGUGGGAUGACUUUUGGAAGAAUAACAAUUUCAGGAUCUGUAUGAAGGCAAUAUUAGGCAGCCCAAAUGUCACUAUCUGUGAAAUCUUUCGAUUUUUCUCCAGAAAUUUCUCCAUCAGGCUAGAUCAGUCUUGUCUAACCUAUCUUCCCCCCACCCCACUGAGGUCUUGGGCCCCAACUUCCAUCAAAGCCGGUCAAGGAGUGAUCAUCCCAAAUAUCUGGAAGUCAUCAGGUUAGGGAAGGCUGGGCUCUACAGUGUCUUUCCUCCAGAGCUGGCUGUUUUGUUUACCAUCUCCUGAUGAAGAGUUCUGGAUUAGAGCAAAAAGCUUGCACACAAUUCUGUGGCAUUUCAGUUGGCCUAAUAAGGGUAUUGCCCCAGGAUAGAUUUUGGCAUUUUUCUUCUGGGCCAACACUGCAACUUUUGUUUUCCGUGUGCCUUAAAGGAAAAAUGAGGAUGAUAUAAAUUUUAGGCACUCUGGCAAAAAACAAACAAACCCCAAAGGCGCUGCUCAUUGAUGUCCCCCGUUCCUCUAUCAGCAGAGGCAGCCAAAGCAAGGCCUCUGGUGUUGGGUAGAAAUGCACAGGGUGACUCAAAUGGGAGAAGGCAAAUUGUCAAACACCCAGGUACCAAGUGUGGCGAUCACACAGGGUCCCCGGACCUUUCACCGUCUAUUGAUCCCUGUGCCACCACUUUAUUUCUCGCUGCCACCACCCAGGCCCUACCAGGUACAAUACUGAGUCCAGUCAGGGUUAAAUUGGAACAUAAAAUUCUGUUUAUUUAUUGCAGUUUAACAAGCGUGUGGUUUCAUAAACGGUAUCGGUCCAUUACAAUCAUGGGGUGCCUAUCCAGACCUAUAACUUCCGCUACCUGCUCUCACUCACUAAACCACCUCUCAGAUAUUUACUUGUCUUCCUAGCCCAUAACUGCUCCUGACUCAACUUAUUUCGCUACACUAACUCCACCUACCCACAGACUCUAUCCCAAUUCACUCCCACUCCAACCAACCUCCCAACGAACUCCCUCCCUUUGCCCCUCCCAGAGCUGGUUUUAUAGUCCCUCUGACUCCACCCCCCUGGGUUCUGAUUGGGUAACCUGUUUAACUAUUUCACCUCCAGCACUCUCGUAUGUUAACAUCACACCAAGCCAUUUAUUUUAAGGCUUGCUAGGCACACCCAGGAGUAGUGCAUUCAGGCCUGUGGGCCCAAUUUUGUGGAACUCCCAACUGAUAUCAGACAGGCCCCCUCCCUCUGGUACCUACUUGAAGACUUUUAAAGUCAUUUCAAAUUUUAUAGUUAGUUUUCAACUGGUUUAUCCCCAUUGCGUGUGUGUGUGUAAUUUUUAUUUAUUUUCCAUUUAAUAUUAUACAUUCACAUCAUCAUUAUUCACAAUACCGCUCUGGCCCUUUAGAGCCUUUCGACUUCCUUCCCUCCCGCCUCAUGGCUCUUGAAAUUGACCUUUAUAUCAUUGCAAGUUAUACGUUUCCCAGUUCUAAUUACACUCAUUACAGAAUGGCUCAAAAUUUAAAUAAAUAUAGAAAGACAGAAAAUUUCUCAUUACAAGUCUUCAAGCAACCCUGCUGGUGAUGUUAAUAGUUUACAAUCUCUCAGAUAUCGUAUAAAUUUACUCCAAUCCUUUUGGAAUACUUGAUGGUGCUGCUUUCGGAUUUUUCCUGUCAGCUUCGCCAGUUCUGCAAAGUCCAUCAUCUUCAUCUGCCACUCUUCUUUCGUUGGUUCCAUUGCAUUUGUUGAGACCACUGUAAUUAUGUGAUAUAUCAAUUUAUGAAGUGAAUAAAUAAAAGCAGUACACCUUUAAUUGAGUGCAGAAGGAGUCCAGAAGGCAGUGCAAAUCCAAUAGCAACCGGGUGAUACACAAAUAACGUUCACGCUGCAUGUUUUUCCUAACAAGCACCAAACAUUUGUCAUUUGUUUUUAGGGGACCGCAUCAGCAGUGACUUAAGUUGUACGCAAAGGCUUGGAGAAAGCACCUGUUUGUACGGGAAGGUAAGUCGAGUGUUGCAGCAUUUUUUUCUCAUGAAUAAACCAGGCCUAAUCCAGGUUUUAAAGAUUAACUGUAAUAACAAAUGGAUUAGAGGAUUACGCUAGAGAUAUGCUUCCCUAUAUACCGUAUUUUUCGUCCCAUGGGGCGCACCGGCCCAUAGGACGCACCUAGUUUUGGGGGGGAAUAAAGGGGGGGAAAUUUCCUUUAUUUCCCCCCCAAAACCAGGUCGGGGAAUCCAAACCAGGUCGGGGAACAGCCGGAAGGCGCGCUGCGCCUCCCCGCUGUCCCCCGAGCUUGUGGGCUGCAGGCUGCUGCCCGCAAGUCUUGCAAACCCGCGGGAACUCCAGCCGGGCUUGCAAGGCUUGUGCAUAGCUUCCUGAAGCCUGGAGAGCGAGAGGGGUCGGUGCGCACCGACCCCUCUCGCUCUCCAGGCUUCAGCGAAAGCCUGCAUUUGCCCCAUAGGACGCACACACAUUUCCCCUUCAUUUUUGGAGGGGGAAAAGUGCGUCCUAUAGGGCGAAAAAUACAGUACAUAGAAAUGUAAUGUCGUCAUGGUGCAAUUGGCAUGACUGCCAGUAGGUGGCCACACCAACACCAUGAUGACAGAAUAGCAGGCAGGUGAAGGAGGAAGCAGCCCAGGUGAACUGUUGUUGUUUUUAUUAUUAUUGUCUUCCUGUGCCCCAUAAAUAACCCAGAGAUGCAUUUUAAAUAAAAGGACACAAUCUACUCAUGUAAAAACACCAGGCAGGCCCCACAAAUAAGCCAGAGAUACAUUUUAAAUAAAAGGACACAUUCUACUCAUGUUAAAACACGCUGAUUCCUGGACCGUCCACAGGCCAGUUUGAGAAGGCAAUUGGGCCAGAUCUGGCCCCCAGGCCUUAGUUUGCCUACCCAUUUCCAAAUGAUUCUGUGCACUGGAGUUCAGUCCUUAAAAUAAGCUAUGCAUCUGAACAAAAUGUGAUGGCACUACUUUCAUCGCAUACUCACAAUUCAAAGGGUGUACCGCAGGAUAAGGUAAAGGUAAAGGGACCCCUGACCAUUAGGUCCAGUCGUGGCCGACUCUGGGGUUGCGGCGCUCAUCUCGCUUUACUGGCCGAGGAAGCCGGCGUACAGCUUCCGGGUCAUGUGGCCAGCAUGACUAAGCCGCUUCUGGCGAACCAGAGCAGCGCACGGAAACGCUGUUUACCGUCCCGCCAGAGCGGUACCUAUUUAUCUACUGCACUUUGACAUGUUUUUGAACUGCUAGGUUGGCAGGAGCAGGGACCAAGCAACGGGAGCUGACCCCGUGGCGGGGGUUCGAACUGCCGACCUUCUGAUUGGCAAGUCCUAGGCUCUGUGGUUUAACCCACAGUGCCACCCGCGUCCCUGUACCUCAGGAUACAUACUAAUAAUUCCAGUGGGAUUUAAGCAGCCUCUGGGCAGGAUUGCAAUUCACUUAUGUUCUUCAUAUAAUUCAUAUGACUGUAACCCUAUACAAAUAGGAUUCCUCCUUAGCCAAAAUCUUGGCAAUUCUGAUAAAUAAGAUUAUUUCAUAUGCCUAUUGAUGUCUAUUUGACAUUUUGAUUGUGUUGAUCAUAGAAUUCUUGAAUUCCAUGUUAAACUAUUCAAUUUCCCUCCAGAUUUACAAGGCAAUCAGCAGUCAAGUAACUCCUUGAUAUCACAAGCACUUUUUGCUCAGUGUUUUGAGAGUUGGGAACAGAUUUUCAAGAAAUAAUAGCAAAAUACAUGGUAAGUAACUUUGCCAACUUCUCUCACUGUUGCAAUAAAGAAAACAACUAGAUGAGCAAUCUAUUUACAGUAAAUCUAAUUGUGUCAGUAAAAUAACUAUUUCUGCAGCAGAAACAUUCUGAGUUUAAUAUUUGUACAGCUUAUCCAAAAAGACUAGUCACUGUAGUAAAAUAUUAACUAGAAGUUUCAAUCAUUGCUUCCUACUGCGUCAUCACAUUAGACAGAUACCUUCCAAAGAGCAGAGGGAAACAAACAUACACUUUUAAGUACUUUAACUCUUCUCCCGGAUCUUCUAAAGCUACUUUAGGUAAAAUAAUCUUAUUUUAUUCACGCCUGCAAAAGUUAAUUGGAAUGAUUUCCACAAGAGGCUACCGGGGCUUUGAAUCAGCAUUGCCAAUGGAGUGUGAAACUAAUCUUACUAUAGAGUAAAAUUGUAAGGCUGCUGUCACGCUACAGUUUGCACGGUCACCAGUUGGGCGACCGCGGCAACUCCGGCAUGACCACAAAACAGCAGGCAAGCAGGCAGCAGAGGCGGACAACGCAAGCUGUUUAAAGGAGGGUGGGCAGUGCUUCAGAGAGUAGUUUCCCAAGCCCCUUUAAAAGGUUUGGGGUGAGUUGGGAGGGAAUAGGCAGGGUGGGUGGGUUGUGCAGGGAGCGGGUUGGGUCAAGUGUUAUGGAAGGCUGGGUUGGCCAGAGGAGGGGAGCAGCCCCAUGUGUGAUCGGAAAACCUUGGUGGUUUACAGUGGUACCUCAGGUUACAUACACUUCAGGUUACAUACGCUUCAGGUUACAGACUCUGCUAACCCAGAAAUAGUGCUUCAGGUCAAGAACUUUGCUUCAGGAUGAGAACAGAAAUUGUGCUCUGGCGGCGUGGCAGCAGCGGGAGACCCUAUUAGCUAAAGUGGUGCUUCAGGUUAAGAACAGUUUCAGGUUAAGUACGGACCUCCGGAACGAAUUAAGUACUUAACCUGAGGUACCACUGUAUUUAUUUCGUAAAAUGGACACACCGCCUGAUUGUAAAAAGAAAAAAUCAAAACGGUUUACAAAAGAAGAUAAAGCAGUAAAAUUAUCAAUGAAAAGCAUAAACAACAAUAAUGGUGUAUGUAAUGUCGAAUUGGAUUCUAUUCUAUCAUUAUUUACUAUUAAUUAUUAAAGAAUUAAUAUUGUCUUGACACACGCAUUACUUUCAUGUAGGGAAAAAUGGGCUCCUGCGCCAUUACUAUGGAGGUAGAAAAGGGUAGUUUCAGCGGAGGUUGCUUGUAUGGCAUAGCUUCCCAGAUAUAACAGAUAUGUGAAAGAAAGGUGGUCAGAAGUGAAAGAGCAAGAGAGGUCCAACACCUUUAAUCGCUGUGUAGGAUAUCGAAGGGACGCGGGUGGCGCUGUGGGUUAAACCACAGAGCCUAGGACUUGCCGAUCAGAAGGUUGGCAGUUCAAAUCCCCGUGACGGGGUGAGCUCCCGUUCCUCGGUCCCUGCUCCUGCCAACCUAGCAGUUCAAAAGCACAUCAAAGUACUGUACAAGUAGAUAAAUAGGUACCGCUCCGGUGGGAAGGUAAACGGCGUUUCCGUGUGCUGCUCUGGUUCGCCAGAAGCGGCUUAGUCAUGCUGGUCAUAUGACCCGGAAGCUGUACGCCGGCUCCCUUGGCCAAUAAAGCGAGAUGAGCGCCGCAACCCCAGAGUCGGCCACAACUGGACCUAAGGUCAGGGGUCCCUUUACCUUUAGGAUAUCGAAAUUCAGUCUUUCCACACUUGGUAAAGGUAUAGGGGCCCCCACUUUAACAUAUCUGUUAUUCCCGGAAUGGUACCGUAAUUAAUUUUGGUUUGUACUAUGCUGUAUGGUCAGUUUGAGUUUCCUGUGAAUAUGUAUCUGGUAAAGAAUGGGAAUCCAUUGUUGUUGAAGUUCUGCGAAUGCUGGGGGAUUGCAUAGCUAUUCUUACACGUGAAGUCUUAAAUUGCCAUGUUACAAGAAUAACAGUUCAUCAGUCACUAACUGGCACUGAAAGGAAUUGCUGAAAUUAGAAUCAGAUGCUUAUAGAGGGGCAAAUAAGCCCUUCUCAUGUCCUACUGCUACUUGUUCUCUGUGAGUUCUGAUUAAAGAUUAGGAAACUAGAUUUGACUGAAAUUGAGUGUCUUGCUGCAUUGGAAUAUAUAUAUAUUUUUUAAAGACUGUCAGUGCAUUGGAAGCAGGAAAUGGGCUCCGAAGGCAGCUGGACCUUUGGAUCAUAAGGGAGUCAAAGGUGUGCCAAAGAAGGAAAAGGAAAUUGUUAUGUACUGAAGCUCUCACCCUGGGCCAGCAGGGGGAUACUGUAGAUAGUUCAGGACCACAUAUGCAAAUAAGGGAUCAAAAGUGACGUUCAGUGAUUGGAUAGUUACAGAAAAUGGUUACUGUUGCGUUCUAGUGGAGCUCUAUAUAAGCAGGCUGGCUGAGCCCUUCAGCUCAGUUCUGUUCUGGCCUGUGAAUAAACAAGAGCUGUUUGAAGAAUCGCUGUGUCGUCUGAUAUGUUCACCCACAACUUUACAGAAAUUGCAGAGAAGCUGGCAGAAUGCUUUGUAUGUCUCUUCGCUGUGCAGCCAAAUGAGGGGAUUGGUAAAAGUGAAGUUGAAAGGGAAGUCGGUAAGGCUUGGGAGUUCCUAAAAAUCACAAUAUAGUGGUACCUCGGGUUAAGAACAUAAUUCGUUCUGGAGGUCCGUUCUUAACCUGAAAAUGUUCUUAACCUGAGGUACCACUUUAGCUAAAGGGGCCUCCUGCUGCUGCUGCGCUGCCGGAGCACAAUUUCUGUUCUCAUCUUGAAGCAAAGUUCUUAACCCAAUGUACUAUUUCUGGGUUAGUGGUGUCUGUAACCUGAAGCAUCUGUAACCCGAGGUACCACUUUAGUAGAAACACAGCUGAAAAAUGUUCCUCGCAUGUCUUCAUUUGCACCAUCUCUGCUUUCUUUGGUCAAUGUUUGUUCUCAUUGGGUAUAAGUGACCAUUUCCUUGCCUCCAGUAAGCUUCCUUGAUUCUGCUCAUUAACCACGCUGGCAUCCUCUUGGUUGUUGCACUCAGGUCCUGCUUGUGAGUAGUCUCCAAGCAUUUGGUUGGUUGCUGUGAAAAGAGGAUGCUGAACUAGAUGGACCACGGGCCUGAUCCAGCAACACUUUUUUGUGUGUUAUCAUUGCGCCUCCUUAGAGCAUUCCUGAGAUCCAACAAGGGACAGUGAUAUGAAUGCAAAAAGGCAAACGUUAGAAGCCUUUGCAAAAGAGCAAACAUGAUCUCUGCAGUCUUUUAGAUCAUUCUGAAAUCUCCACAGAGAGCUGAAGGAAAUACUAUUAGUAACCCUUUAUAAUAGUGAAUUUUGUGAUACUUGGCAGUACAAAAAUAUAAUUACUUCUAGGCACUUUAAUGGUAGAUAAGUGGGAUGGGUGAGGAGAGACUUAGGAAUUUCCAUGCAUCUCAGUGUUGUUUAAUCAUUUAUUUGUUUUGUGAAGGUAAAUUGCCCUAACCUCAUGGGAAUGUUUUUUUGUUUGCUAUUAAUUUGUAGAAGUGCUCAGAUGACCUCUAGCGGCCGUGUGAUAACAUUGCGGAGAAAGAGCACAAUUCUAAAAUAUAACUUGAAUAUACAGUGGUACCUCGGGAUGCGAACAGGAUCCAUUCCGGGGCCCCGUUCGCAUCCCGAACGGAAUGCAAGACAUGACAGCGUGUCUGCGCAUGCACAAAUCGCGUUUCGUCGCUUCCGCGCAUGCCCAUGCCGUCAUUUUGAGCGUCUGCGCAUGCGCGAGCAGCAAAACCCGGAAGUAACGCGCUCCUGCCACCCUGAACAUUCCCACAGUUUGGGGGGGAGGGGGCAUCUGUUGGCAGGAUUCCUUUCCCCAAUGAGUAUGGCCAAUAUCCCUCCCUCCUCACUUCACAAUACAGCAAGCAAUGCCAAAUACUGGGACAGUAUCUACUGAAAGCUAGGAGAGGGAAGACCGAAAGGUUGUAAAAGACAGCAAAUCCAAAGGAAAGUAGGUGUUAAGAGGUAACCACUACCCUAGAUCUUAGUUUAAUUAAAUUAGAUUAUAGUUUAGCACCUAGAGGAAAGGCUGUGGGGUAUACCAUUAGAGGCUAUGAAAGGUUUAUUAACAAAGGUGUUGAAGACUGGAUUUGUCUUCUAGUACAAGCUGCACCAUGUUUUUCAAAUACAAACUGAUUUCAAAAAGUUCCCAGUGCAAAUGCAGUUAUGCUCCAUGAACGCGGGUGCCUUGUAUAUCUGACACCUUCAUUGCGGUUUCCACCCCUAUGCUGAAGUCGCACCUCUUUGCUCUUGCUUUUGGUUGAGAUAUUUUUCUAACAGUUUUGCCUGAUCUCAAAAGUGUUGUUGUCUUGUAGCUCACCCUACGUAGGUAAGACACCCAAUAAACAAAUUGUGCUUGGUUUAAUUGUAUUUGAGCUACUGAAAUUCUCCAUCAACUCAGUUAAAAUUCUUUGAUAGAAGACUGGGGGGGGGGACACAGAUGGUAAUAUUCAGCCACGUUCCAUUAGCGCAGGUUCAAUUUCUGUAAUGCGACUUCCGCAUCCUUGCCCCCCAAAAUCUGCUCCAGAGCGUUGGAGAAUGCUGCAUAGAUUUAAGGGGGAUGUAGGGGGAGGAAUGAGAAACAAAGUUUUGUUGCACGGCCAUAAGUGCUUUAGCCAAUAGAACAACUUUGGUAGAUGUACCACCAUCUUAAAUUUGAUGCUUGCCCUUUAGAAUUUACACACACACACCCUGAGCUUUUAUGUUGAUUUAAUAUUGGCUCUCAAUCUGCUUUCAUACCAUUUGGGGUUAAAAAGGUCCAAUUACUUGUCCAAACUAAAAGUUAAAUGAGUUAACGGGUGGUUCAUGGUUGGUUUUGAUUUCAUAUCUUGCAGGUUCUUGUAUUUAACAUGUUAUAUUACUUUUACUGUUGGCUUUAUAUGGCAAGAGAGUUGUGCUGGAUUUUUAAUACCGCUUCAGAAAUUUGUAAAUAAAAUACUAAAAGGCAUCAUUAUACAGCGUUGAUAAAUGCUUAGUAAACAAAUGCAUUUUUAAUCUUACUUGUUUCUCAUUUUAAUAUUGGGUUUUACUGUUCUAUUUUUUACUCUACCUGUAGCUUUUUGUGUUUGAGCUGCUGUGAAUUUAGGACCGAAAAUUAGGAUAGAAAUCUUUUGAAUAAAACCUAGAGACUUGGUGAAAAAUUCAGUACUGUAUUAGGUUUUCAAAUAGUCUAUAAUUGGCUGGCUGACUUGUUUUUCAGGAAGCAUUGCUAUACAAAACCAUGGCUAGCAUUAUUAUUCGUAUUUAGUAUAAUAAGUGAAAUGAAAACUUUAUUCUGGGCAGAUGGCGUUUGAUCAGAAACACGGCGAUGCUGCAAUUUCUACGCUUCAAGUUCAAGUGGAUGAUGUGAAAAAUGUCAUGAGCCAGAAUAUUGAAAAAGUUUUGGACAGAGAAGAACGGCUGAGCGAGCUGGCUGAUCGAAGCGAUGAUCUCCAAACAGCGGUGAUUCUACACUCAUUUACUUUGUGCAGAAUAUUUAUCAGUAGAAUGGCUUUAAGCUGACUCUUUGAGGAUUGGCAUCAGGAUCUGAGGGUUGUAUCGUAUUAACUCCAUCACGCAGCCUUUCUCAACCUUGGGUCCCCAAUGUUUUUGGCCUACAACUCCCAUCAUCCCUGACCACUGGUCCUGUGAGCUAGGGAUCAUGGGAGUUGUAGGCCAAAAACAUCCGGGGACCCACGGCUGAGAACCACUGAAAGGAUGUACGAUUCUGCAAUGUAGCUUCCUUCCCAUCUCUCCCUGCACACUCUUAUGGGGGGGGGGAACACCCCUAAGAUUUAGGGGCACAGGGAGGGGUAUGUUCCAUUGCACAAGUGUAAAUCCUUGGACUGAUGGAACAAGUUCGUCGGAUCCACAGGGAAGCCACAUGGUCGGUCCAUUUGCCAGCAAUGCAGCAAGUUGCUUACUUUGGGGGCUCACGACAAAUUACUCCUCCAAGAAAAAGUCGUUGGUGAUCAGGGCCUUUGAAGAAACUGUUUUAAGUGUUUUAACUAUCAAUUCAUGCUAAUCAAGCAGCUUCAACGACACUGAAUUCCAAGAGGAGAAAUAUUCUAGGCUCAUUUUGCACUUCUCUCCCCCACCAGCUCUCAAAAUACUCAGGCAGCCUGAUGGAAAAAAGCUAACAGCAUUAUCCUAAUCGUGCUUACUCAUAAAUCCUAUUUAAUUCAACAGGGCUUAUUCACUUAAGUAGGGUUCAGAUUACAGCUUAAGUGUGUUAACACACAAUUCUUUGAAUUGCAUCCAUAUGAAAAACAAUGCAAGCUAAGACUUCGAUUACCAACUGUUGGGGUAAUUUGUAAGUUACACAAAGCUACUUCCACAUUUCUAAAGCAGCCGCUUUCAUCCAUUUGGUGUGUUGCCCUGCUUAUUGACUUGUGCCUUUUUCCAUUUGCUUUCAGGCUCACGGUUUCCAAAAGACGUCUACAAAGAUUUCAAGGAAGAUGUGGUGGAAAAACACUAAAAUGAUCAUAAUUAUUGUUAGCGUUGUCCUCGUCAUAGUAGUGUUCAUCAUCCUUUUAGCCACAGGCACCAUUCCAACAUAAGGAUCCUUUUAAGCAGUUUCAAACGAUGCACUGGCAUUCUAUAAAGAGUUCUAGAUUGAAAGGCACAAGUAUUUUUGUUUAAGUCUUCUUUCUAUCUACAAAUAAGUACAGUUAACAGCCACAAAUUGCUUUUACACUAGUGCUUGCCGUUGGCUGGCAAGCAACCAGGGAUGGGAAACCUGUAGCCCUCCAGGUUCCUGGAUUACAAACCACAUUAUCCACAACCCUUUGCCAGGCUGGCUGGGGCUGCCAGGAAUUGGGAGUCCAACAAGGUCUGGAGGAUCACGGAUUUCCCAGCCCUGCAAUAAAGGAAUGAGCUAACUCCCCAUUUUAAACAUUUUGCAUCAUAAAAAGUGACAAGGCAAUAGAUAUGCCUAUUAAGACAAAACCCUGAACAAAAUUCUCAAUGGUGCAGGGGUAGAAAUGCUUUCAAUUUCUAAGCCAACUUGUUGCAUCUACUUCCUAUUCUGCACCCUUAUAUGCUUAAGGCCCACGUUCUACAAAUACUGAUGUUUAAGGGUUAAAUAAUAAUAAUCUGAUACCAAGUAGGAAAAGUUCUUUAUUAAAGGGGGAAAGUCGUGCUAUAGGCAAGAGCAGGCUUGAGAACUCCAGACCACAAUGUCCUGCCCAAUGGUUUUUUGCUUAUUCUCACACUACAUGAUUCCUCACUGCAGUUUAGUUUCAUGUUUAUUAAGCAACAGCCUGAUAGAGAAAGAAAUUGAGCCCUAGUGCAGGUGUGUCUACUUAUUCCUAUAACUGGAGCCUCUGUGGCGGAAAAACUAUUAGUGGCUGAACUUCAGUCAACAGCUAUAUGUCCAGACACGUAUGACUGCAAUGUACAGAGCCCCAGCAUUUUAUAUGUAAGAAUUUUGGGGAAAAGCAGCGAGAAAGAUGCUGGGGUUUGCUGCCAGCCACUGGCGACAGCAGGUAGACAGACCCUAAAAAAGCACCUCCUCAGAGCCAUGAGAACAUGUUGAGACGAACGGACUGUGCAAUACAAGCCAUGGCAGAAGCAAUUCAUUCUGCAGUCUCUUAUUCCAGAGUAGACUGUCAGGAGCCUUCAGAGUACUUACCCAAUUGCCAGUUAUAACAAUCAGUACAAAAUAAAUGAAAUGCUUAAAAGUGCCGUCUUUCUUGAUUCAACUGCUUAUAGAAAUGUUUUGUUUCCAAUAGAUAUUGAUGUGACAGUGAUAAAACAAAAUAUAGAUAUCUGUGUACCAUCUGGCCAAUGUUUUUUGAGUGAUAUUAGAAGUCAUACUUUGUUGGGCAGGUGCCGUUGUAAAGGCUGGAAAAUAUAAAUGUAACAUGGACCCCACUGUACUGUCUGAAGUUUUGGUUGUUUUUUAAAAAUGUAUUUCUAGAGUUCAGGAACAGAGAAGAAAACUUGUGCUGGCUCCUAACCCACAGCCUGUAGGUAGUGUCAAUUCAGAACUGCUAGAUCUACAACACUGGAAUUAUCCUGCCUUUUGGAUGACUGACUCAAGCACGAGACAAAUACGAACUGCCAAGAGUGGUGCAAGGAGAUUGUCACUGCCAAACUCCUCGAGCAUAAAGUCUCUUAACAAAUGAUCAACACAGCCACUUAGUGUUUUGGGGUCCACAUGUGUGGUGCUAGCAACAUUUUUGUAAUCUGAAAACCACUGUAAGCCAUUUAAUACAGUGAUCAGAUUUCUAGCUUCCAAGGCAGUGGAGCAGAAUUUGUGCAAGCCUUAGCGAUGCUUCGCAAAGGUGAGAAAGCAAGAAGGAUGUUGGAUCCUGUCUAUCCAUUAAAUCCCUCUUAUCUACUACUAAUACAAUCCAAAUAAUAAAGAAAUCUGGAAUUGUUUGCUAUGGAAA